Messenger RNA from Morone saxatilis (striped sea-bass), 5363 nucleotides. RefSeq names its product Wolfram syndrome 1a (wolframin) (gene wfs1a). Gene Ontology annotation, cellular component: endoplasmic reticulum; endoplasmic reticulum membrane. Gene Ontology annotation, biological process: calcium ion homeostasis; endoplasmic reticulum unfolded protein response. Bases 157 to 3306 code for a protein of 1049 amino acids. The transcript has 12 exons. The record is from RefSeq and is a predicted model, not a curated record. NCBI's taxonomy places the organism in Eukaryota, Metazoa, Chordata, Actinopteri, Moronidae. Gene Ontology annotation, molecular function: protein binding.
AUGAGAGUUUGAGCGCAGUCGGUGUGCGUCUCUGGUUUCGCGGAGCUGUGUGGAGUACAUGGAGUUCAGCAUGGACUACAGACACAACUUUUAAACUCAGGAGGACAGUUGACUUUUCUAUCCUGAAGAAACUGUCUCAUUUAUCCACCAAGUAACAUGGAGAAGGAUAUCCCAUCAACUCCAACUGCUGUCAGCACCCAAGGGUCAUGCCCUGUCCUGGAUGGAGCCACUCUUCCCUCCCCCACACAUAUUCCUCCUUCACUCGUCUCUAAUAACAUCCCUGCUUCUUCCUCUCAACCCACCAAAUUUCCAUCCUCCACAGAAACCAUCUCUAAACCGAUGGAUUCCCCUCUUUCUUCAGAGGGGUCAAAGUCUCCAGCUGUGUCCUCUAAACCCGCAUCUGAAACUGUCUCUGCUAAACCCUCCUCUCCUGCUCCCAACAGAACCCAUGUAACCUCUCCUAACUGCUCUACCCCUCAAAUCCCCCAAAUUUCAUCCUUUUCCCAGCUCGCUUCUGCCUCUUCUGCUUCAGAUAGCUUAGCCUGUAACACUCCAUCAGAUUCCCCUUCUUCUUCCGCUGCCCCCAUGAAACGCACCUUUGCCUCCAUGGCCAGGCGGGUGAUAAUACAGGAAAGACUUAGGAAAGCCGAGGAGGAUGCCGCUGAUGAAGAGGAUGAUGAAGAACCAGAGGAAGAUUUGUCUGUUGAGCAGUUAGAAGAAAAGGCCAAAGCCGGUGAUGCCAGAGCUCAAACCCGGCUGGGUCAGCACUACUUGAUUCUUGCUGAAGAGAAGGACACGGAGCUAAAUAAUCGUCUUGGUGUUAAUUGGCUGAUUAAAGCAGCUAAACAGGGAAGAAAAGGUGCAGCAAGAGCACUCCAGCGCUGUUGGAUCCAGAAAAAGGGAGUCACUCCAGAGAAUGAGGCUGACAUGCGCAAGUUGUCAACAGAGAGUAAGUUUGAGCUGGCAGUGCGUAAAGCCGCUAUGAUGAUGUACUGGAAACUCAACCCAGACAGGAAGAAGAAGGUGGCUAUGGCUGAGAUGCUGGAAAAUGUUAGCCAGGUCAAUGCAGUGCAAGGUGGCACUGCAAGCAAGAUUCCUGGCCCAACUUCAGGCCAGACCCAGAAAGUACUGGAGAGCAUGGUCAGCAAAGAAUCUACACACUUGGUGGACCUGGAUGACUUUGUUGAGAUGACUAAAAAGUAUGCACAAGGUAUUGUUCCCUCUACAAACAAAAAUGCCAGCCAGGCCGAAUCCAAGCCUGAAAGCCCUACACGUCAUGUCAGCACGGGGGAGCACAAGGCUGAGCUGGUCCCAUCAGGAUACAAGAAGGCCCACAGAAGUUCUUGGAGUUUUGGCCGGAGUGGGAUGAUGCUGGAUUCUAAUCAGACUGGGGCCAUGAAAAGAGCCAUGGACAUGAAAUCCCGCUUAAUGAUGCUGCAGUACCCACUGCACUCCAUUGUUGAGAUGAAAGAGCACCUGGUCGACUGGGCAUCGCGGGCCGGUGUGCAGUGGCUGAGCACAGUCAUCCCCACACAACACGUCAACGCACUUAUUUUCUUCUUCAUCGUCAGUAACCUGACCGUUGACUUGUUUGCGUUUGUCAUCCCUUUGCUUGUCUUCUACCUCUCCUUCAUCUCCAUGAUCAUCUGCACACUGCGUGUUUUCCAGAGCAGCAAGACUUGGGAGAACUUCAGAGCCUUCACAUCUCUGCUGACACGUUUCGAGCCUGGCCUGGAUGUAGAGCAGGCAGAGACCAACUUUGGCUGGAACAACCUAGAACCGUACCUUUAUUUUAUCCUGUCCGUUUUCUUCAUCAUUUUCUCCUUCCCUGUAGCUGACAAGGGCUGGAUCCCCUGUUCCGAGCUCUCCACUGUGGCCAUCUUCUUCACUGCUGUCAGCUACAAGAGCCUCAGCCCCACCGCUGCGACGUAUGCACGCCGGGCAAUGGUCAUAGAGGUAGCAUCAUCUCUGUGUUGCCUGACCCAGUUCCUGCCAGAGAGCUCGACACUGCUUCGUUGCCUGGGACACACCUUCGCCACAGUUCCAUUAGGGGAGUCAGUGGUGCUGAAGCUCAGUCUUCCCUGCCUGCUGUAUGUUUACCUGUUCUAUCUGUUCUUCAGCAUGGCCAGGAUGCGUGGUUUCCGGGGGGUUUACUGCUUCCUGGUUCCAUACCUUGUGUGCUUCAUGUGGUGUGAGUUUUCGGUGGUGCUCCUCCAGAAUUCCUCCGCUGUGGGUCUAAUCCGCACCUGCGUGGCCUACUUUCUCUUCCUGUUUGCCCUGCCUGUUCUGGCUUUUGGCCUGGCCGCCAUGCUCCUCAUCCAGCUCUUCAAGUGGUUCCUCGAGCUGGAACUGACAAAGAUGAUUGUGACCCUGGUAGUCUGUGCAAUCCCUGUCACCCUGCGGCUGUGGACACGUUUCAGCAUGUCCAUUCUGGAUGUUUUCGGAUCACUCACUCACCGUGGCCCAGUCAAACUCAUUUUACUCUGCAUCUCCAUGGUGAUCCUGUUCUUCUCUAUCUACGUGUACUAUGCAGAGGGACAGAAGGUGUACAAUUCCACCCUGACUUGGAACCAGUACAGCCAGGCGUGUGGGCCACCUGCCUGGGAAACUAAAGGCAUGGCGCAGACACAGAUCUUCUGUAGCCACCUAAAUGGACAUAGAGUCACCUGGACUGGGCGUUUCAAGCAUGUCCGUGUGGCCGACACAGAGAACGGAGCACGGUCGGUGAUUAACAUGCUGCCAGUGUUUAUGGGAGACUGGCUGCGUUGCUUGUAUGGAGAGACGUACCCCAAAUGUGAGCCGAAAAAUGCAACCGUUGCAAACCUAACAGCUGCCAAUUUGGCAGCCGGUUCUGCGUCGAGUACCACUGCACUGCCCGUACUGUUCCCAAUGCAGGAAGAGGAAGAGUUAUGUCAGAUCAAGGCUUUGGCCAAAAACACCUGCCACAUCAAGCGCUUUGAUAGCUACAGCUUUGAGGUUACAAUAGGGAUGAUCCAGGAUGGAAGGGUGGAGGACCCAGCCAGGGAUAUACUCCUAAUAGCCAGCCAUGAGUUCAGCCAAGUUCUGCUCAACCUAAAUCUGGGUAACAUGGUGGAGUUCAGCACCAAGCUAGAGGGCCGUCUAGGAUCCAGAGCUCCGUCAUUCGAGCUGAAGGCUAUCCACUGUCUGGACUGUGAUUCUUCACUACUGACUGGAGGUCGGCAGGUGAAGUAUGAGAGAGACUGGAGACGCACCACAAUGAGAGCCCUGAAGUUUGCUUUUGAUUUUUUCUUUUCUCCUUUCCUGUCAGCAAGAAUCACAGCCUGAGAAAAACAACAGUGAAACUGAAGUAAUAAUGAUAUAAUAUAACUCUUAUAUAAAUAUAAGAGAUAAUAACAAUCUCUUCAGGAAGCCAUGCUAUAAUUUUCUCAUAGUAUGAUCAUGUUACUAACAUAACUACCAUUUGAUCUAACAUUGAUCUACAGCUAAUGUUUAUGUGUUGAAAUUUCAACAAGGUGAUAGCAUUUAGAAAAUGAUUGAAUACUUUAAGUACUUCCUGUUAGUGCAUGAGUUUCCAAAGAUUUUACUGUUUUUCAGUUCAAGUACCUCUAAACCAAUUCAAGAAGGGUCAGAUGCCCACUUUGGCUUGAGACACAGACACAGUCACUUUUCAAAUAUUCUUCUUGUAUCCAGGGACAUGCUUUCAAAAACAGCCUGUAAUUUGAUGGUGCCAGAUUAUAUGCAGUGAGGCUAAUGUUGGGUGCUGACCACUUCUGAAUGCCUAGAGAUACUGCACAUUUGUUAAAAAUAAAAUAUUAUCAGAUGACAUUUAUCUUUAAUAGAGCAAAGUUGCUGCUGCUUUUGUAUGAAGGAGUUUCUUAUGUGUAUGGGAAAUAUGUUUGCAUGUACAGUAUGUGUGUACCUUUGUGUGUGUGUGUAUGCAUUGGUGCUUUUUUUAAUUUACCUAUUUAUUUAUAGGUGUUUGUUACUUAAAAAAACUCUGGUCUUAAUCUUAUUUUUAAUUAAUGAUCAGACGUACCUGUGCCAUGAGCUACAAUGCACAUAAAAUAAAAAUCCAACAUAAAUUAAUCCAGCUUUUUGCCUUUUCACUGAAGCUGUUUAUUGCAAACCUUGUCAAAAAUUAUGAAGCUGUAGUCCCAGUUUCAUUGUUUGUAUUACACCUUCAAACCACACAACAAAAAGGCCAAAGACGUCACAGCUGAUAGGUCUUACUAUUUACAGUGUUUGCUGCAAACCAUGCAGCAAUUUAACUAACUGGGAGGGACGACUUCUAAAUGUUAUUUUUUAUAUAUAUAUAUAUAUAAACAUCACUAGUCUUCACAGUCACUGGGAAACAAACAGAAACUGAAAACUGAGCGCAUUAAUUCCUGGAAUUUAAUUAGUCAUAUCUCUGACUGUAACAGUGUUCAUUCCGUAGAAAUAGAGUCAGUAGUGGGAAUAUUUCAAAUGAUUUGUUUUGCUUCUCGGCACAGAGUGGAAUUAUUUUGCUUUGAUGUCAUGAUAUUUUAGUCUCAUUAUUUAACUUUACAGUGUAAACCUGUAUCUGCCUAAUUUGAUGAGUUCGAUUUUUUCAUAUAAACUGAACUAUUAAAUGUCCAGUGUGUAACGUUUAGGAGGAUCUAAUGGCAAAAAUGAAAUACAAUAUUCAUAGGUAUGUUUUCAUCACCUGAAUAUAGAAUCAUUGUGCUUUCUGUCCUUAGAAUGCGUCUUUAUCUACAGAUGCCACAGGUUGCCUUCCAUGGAGUUCGCCAUGUUGAACCGCCAUGUUUCUACAGUAGUCCAGAACAGACAAACAAACCAAACACUGACUGUAGAUUGAUCCUUUUUGGGCGAGUUUUGCAGACACUGUUUCUCCUAGCCACUUCACAGCCCGUUCUUAUUUGCAGGUUGUCAACUACAGACACCAGCAGCGUUCAGUUAGUUGCAAUCAGAAACUGCACCACUAGAUGCCACUAAACACACACACACUUGUCCUUUAAGUGUUUUUUAUGGAUUGAUAAAAUUCUACUUCUACUUCAGUGUAAAAUAAAAAAUAUAAAAAGCAGUAACUUUAAACGGAUUAUCUGAAAAAUGCAGUCAUAAAGCUGAAAACUGGGAUGUUUUUCUUUGAAAUACAUGGUUUUCACGGAGCAGCAACAAUAUGUAGAACUGCAUUAGAAGUACUAAUUAGAUGAUCAGCAUAUAACACUUGCAUUGCAUGAAAAGCCAAACAUGUGAACACUAUUACAUUGUAACCUCUACUUACUUGGGAAUGACAGUCAUUGAUGUUGAGCCUGUAUACUGUGAAUGCUUUAUUUAGUGGUAAGUUUAGGAGGGAGUGGGAGCGUGCAAUGACUAUUAAAGUGCUUGUCUUUUAAACAAAA